UUAAUCAGUUGUAUUCUGUACGGGUAAUAAAAGAAUAUGGGUGCAAUAUAAAAACUUUAUCAGACAGAUUAGAUCAGCGUCGUCCGCCGGUAGUUUGAAGGAGGAAAAAAAAAAACCCAAAACAAAACAGCGGGUCCGACCGGGUCCGUGAAGGCACCACCACCACCAGCAGCAGCAGCAGCCAUUCAGACGCUUCUCACCGCGGGGUGUGAGCGCUCCGAGUCUGUCUACAAUAACGGAUGACCGCUGGCUCUUUCACAGGAUGCACAGCCGUUAGUGAAGCGAUUAUUCCAGGGUUUUUUUUAUUUAUUUUUUUUUUUCAUAUAUGAACAAGGAAGUGAAGAGAUAGCGCCAGUCAAAGUUGAACAUAUCAGUUCAGGUUUAGGUGUCCGUUCGGUGGGUUUCUCCCAGUUCACAUGUGUUUAUGUACCAGUCGGUUCGGACUAACCUGCUGGGUACUGACCCAGACCUGGGUCACAUGUGGACUUUGAGCAGGUGUUGGGACUAUUUCUUAGUGGAAGCCUCCGCAGUGCUGGGUGUGUCAGUGAACAGGUCUUCUUGUCUUUGUUUCUUUGGUCGAUGCCAUGAUCUGACUUACCAUGGACAGCCUGCUGAGCGGGGCCAGUAAAGGGGCCAGUGCCAUUCAGUCAGUACACACUUCAUCACGUCACAGAUGCCACUCGCUGCCUUUACCCCUGUGUGACUGACUGCUCCAGAAACAAUAAAGCUUAAAUUCCUCUUAGCUCAAACAAACGAACCAUGCAUCUGCUGCUGUCUCUUGGUGUCUUUUGGCUGCUGCCCCUGGCCUUAACACUGGAAGAAGACUCACCAGUGGACUGUUUUCCUCGUAGAACUGUGCUGUAUCACAGGGACAAUGCUUACCUGUUUUAUGAGGAGGGAGUGUACAACUACUCCACCAUGUUGUUGAGAGAGGACCUGGGUCUGCUGAUGCUGGGUGCCAGGGAGGCUGUGUACGCUCUUGACCUCAAUGACAUCUCAAAAAAACAGGCUUCAGUGAAAUGGGAAGUGACAGAACAGCAGCAAAACGAGUGUAAAAACAAAGGAAAAGAUCCAAAGCUGGAGUGCAAAAACUACAUCAGGAUCCUCCAUAAGAUGGAGGAUGGCAGGAUGUAUGUUUGUGGAACUAAUGCUUUUGAUCCUGAGUGUGAUUACAUGUCGUACAUGGAUGGAAAGCUGACUCUUGAGAAGAACACAGACGAUGGAAAGGGGAGAUGUCCAUUUGAUCCUUUCCAGAGACACGCCUCCAUCAUGGUCGACAACGACUUGUAUUCAGCCACUUCCAUGAAUUUCCUGGGCUCCGAGCCUGUGCUAAUGCGUAGCCCUCCUCAGUCCAUACGUACUGAGUUCAAAUCCUCCUGGCUCAAUGAGCCUGCAUUUGUUUCAAUGAUUCAUAUGCCAGAGAGUGACAAAAGCCCUACAGGAGAUGAUGAUAAGGUUUACCUGUUCUUCAGUGAGACAGCUGUGGAGUGCGACUGCUACAACAAACUGGUGGUGAACCGUGUGGCCCGUGUCUGCAAGGGGGAUCUUGGAGGUGAAAGGACUUUGCAGAAGAAGUGGACAUCCUUCCUGAAGGCCAGAUUGGACUGUCCGGUGCUGGAGUCCCAACUGCCGUUCCUUAUCCAGGACACUUACCGCUGGUGUGACCCCCAGCGGCCUUGGCAGGACUGUUUGUUCUACGCCGUCUUCACUCCUCAGUCUGACACAUCAGACCUGUCUGCAGUGUGUGCGUAUAACAUGCUGGACAUCGCCAGAGUGUUUUCAGAGGGGAAGUACAAGGCCCCAGUCCAUGUAGAAACAUCUUUUGUUAAGUGGGUGAUGUAUAGCGGAGAUGUCCCCGUCCCUCGUCCUGGAGCUUGUAUAGACAAUGACGCUCGUAAAGAGGGCAUAAAUCAGACCCUGGACCUCCCAGAUCGGACACUUCAAUUUAUCAGAGAUAAGCCCCUCAUGGACCAAGUUAUCGAGCCAAAAGGAGAAGAACCCCUCCUGGUGCGAAGGGGGGCAAAGUUUACACGUAUCAUAGUUAACCAAGUGCAGGCUGCAGAUGGCAAGAUGUAUGAUGUGAUGUUUGUUGGCACAGAGGACGGCACCAUACUGAAAGCUGUGAACUAUGAUAAAGAAAUGUUCAUCAUUGAGGAAGUUCAUCUCUUCAAGUCCCCAGAGCCAAUCAAGAUCCUUCAAUUCUCUCAAAAGACGGGUUGGCUUUAUGCAGGCUCAGAUUCCGGGGCAGUUCAGAUCCCACUGGCCACCUGUCGGAGGUCCUCAUCCUGUAUGGACUGUGUUCUUGCCAGAGACCCGUACUGUGGCUGGGACAAGGAUGCUGGGAAAUGCACUGACCUUUCUAGCACACAAAAAGAACUAAUCCAAAGUGUAAAAGAUGGAAAUGCCUCUCUCUGCCAAGAUACUGGCCCCAUUAAGCCUUUAGAGGAGUCCAUUUGGCCAGGUGGGAAUUUGAAGCUGGAUUGCCCUAAACCCUCCAACCUGGCGACAACCAGCUGGGAACGGGACAACCGACCUCUGACUCUUUCAAGUCGCCAUGAGCUUUUACAAGAUGGACUGCUUAUCCUAAAUGCCUCAUUAGCAGAUGCUGGUUUGUAUCACUGUGUGUCUAUCGAGCGCUCCAAAACAGAUGAGUACACAAGUACUGUGGCCAUGUACGAUGUCACUGUAAUGCCUCCUGGCUCUGGAAAGGGGGAUCGCACAUCGUUUCCCGAGGCACAGAGGGAUGGCCCCUCCGUGGCCGGUCUGCAGGCAGUAGUUGCACUCCUAACAAUUUGUCUUGUUGGCCUUGUGGGGUGGAACUGUUACAAAGGACACCUUCCUGUGCCUUGGAAAAACAGAAACAAGAAUGGAGGGCAAUCCCAGGAGAACCACGAGCAGGGGGACCUCAACGGCAGCAGGAUCCAGCAGGACACACGGCCCGAGAACAAGCCUCUAGUGUCUGCAGUAAACAGCGGCAGCAGCAAUAACAACCACAACAGUGAGGAAGCAGCAGACGCAGAGAAUGUUAACCAACCAUCUUUGCAGUACAUCGAUGAUGAGUCUGAAAUCUGACAAUGGAAAACACACCGACCAGUUUGGUUUCAUACAAUGGGAUGUUUUAAAUCUGACUGAUGUGUGGAAAUGUCACAAAUGAUUUUUUUGAUGAGUUAAAUCAACUGUUCGAAGGAAACUUUUCCAUCAACUGUUCGAAGGAAACUUUUCCAUCAAUUUAUGGAAAAUUUUGGAAUAAAAAAAUCAUAUGUGGUUCAAAGACUCCAAACUGAAACUGAACCAAGAGAUAAACCUGUUUAUACAAGAAUGAUGGAACACUUGAAUACUUGUUUUCCUACAGUGGUAUUUACACUUGAACAUUGGUUUGUCCUACAGCUGUCCACUGAUUUUUUUUCCUCCUUCAAAUCCUGUAGAUUUAAACAUUUUCAAAUUCUCAUUUUACUUUUACAGGGCAUGUAAAUGAAUUGGAGCAAUUUACUUUCAAAAUUUUUGCCACAAACUGCAAAGACUGUUAUUUUAUUAAAUCUUUUCUACUGGUC
Messenger RNA from Sphaeramia orbicularis (orbiculate cardinalfish), 3551 nucleotides. Its product is annotated as semaphorin-4E-like. NCBI's taxonomy places the organism in Eukaryota, Metazoa, Chordata, Actinopteri, Kurtiformes, Apogonidae. Gene Ontology annotation, biological process: positive regulation of GTPase activity; negative chemotaxis; ossification involved in bone maturation. Bases 760 to 3072 code for a protein of 770 amino acids. Gene Ontology annotation, molecular function: semaphorin receptor binding; chemorepellent activity. Gene Ontology annotation, cellular component: plasma membrane. The record is from RefSeq and is a predicted model, not a curated record. The transcript is spliced from 15 exons.